Messenger RNA from Clunio marinus, 2618 nucleotides. Lineage: Eukaryota; Metazoa; Arthropoda; Insecta; Diptera; Chironomidae. The record is from the annotation of a GenBank genome assembly.
AGUGAAACCUGCACAACAUUCCAUUCAACCGGAUAUUCGCGUCUUGUAAUAUUUAUCGCGAUUCUUCCUCGUCUUGUCAAAUUAUUGUUGUAAAAUUUUUCAUUCUUUUUGUGUUUUGUGUACGUCUUCAGUGUUUUUGUUUCGUUUGAUAAUUUCGGAAGCAACCGAAAUAUAAAAUCAUUUUUAUUUGAUAUCAAAUGUUAAACAGUGAAGUCAUAGAAGUUAUAAAAGUUUGACAAAUAAGAUGACGGAAACUCAAAAAAAUCUCAAAGGAAAAGUGAAGUCAGUUUGUCAAGAGUGGCUCGUUCGGGAAGACAAUGCUUUGGCUUAUCAAUUGCAGAAUCAAGAAAUAAACGAUCAUUACAAAGGAAAUCGUUAUCGAAAUCAAAUCGUACGACAAGACUUUCCAACUGCUUUAUCAGAGCAAAUUCGAGAAAAGGAAAAUGCGGAACGUCAAGCAAUGUUAUAUCAUCAGAUGGUGGAAGAACAAGAGCAAGCUGAUGCCAUUGUCGCUAGAGAGUAUGCGGAUCGAUUACGUCGUGAAGCUGAAAUAGAGAGAAAAAUUCAACAAGAAAAAAGUGAAAUGCUUGCAAGAAAAUUAAUUCAAAAACCGAAUCUUCAUGUGAAAGUGAAGACUGAGGAGCCGUCACUUCCAAUUCCACCAAGAACUCAAGCAAAGCCUUCAACAAGUAAUAAAUAUAUGUCACAUUCUCCCGACAUCUCUCCUCAACUUCAUUAUGCAUGUCUUGACUUGAUGCCACCAGAUCCUCAAAGAAAACUCGUUCCAGUAUCGCCAGAUAGAAAAUAUACGAAAAUUAGUUUACAAUCUCAUACACCGGAGAAAAUUGAAGAAAUUCCUCCACCUCCAAGACCAGCAAAAGGUGCGCAUUUAAGAAAACAACCUAAAGCACCUCAACAGCAAAUGCCUAGUGACACAAUUGACAGUAUCAGAAACUAUUCUGAUGUUGAUACAGCACUUGAUGAAGCUUUAGACAUGGAACUUGGUAAUCUUGAUAUUAACAAUCUUUAUAAACCAACACAGAAUGGUGCUGGCACCACACAAUUUAAUCCAAACAUUCAUCAACGUCAUCCACAUCAUCAAUUUCUUGAAGAUAGUCGAAAUAUUUUAAAGCAAUCUCCCGAAAAAAUAAGCACAAAGCAUGGUGUUAACAAGUAUUUACAUUAUGAUGAUGAUGAUGAGAUUGAAGAAGAAAAUGCAGUUGGUGGUGUGAUGAUGACAAAUGCACCGUCAACGUCAAAUGACCCUCAACCAUCAUCAUCAUCGUCAAACUACCGAGAGAAGAUUGAAAGACUUCAAGCUUUGAAAGUUUUAGGUUUGCCGCCUGAAGAAAUCCGUGAGAUUGAUAAAAGAAUAGAACAAGAAAAGAAAGAUGAAGAACUUGCAAGAAUGCUUCAAGACAGUGAAAAUAAAUUCGCUAAUCAAGAAGAAAUUGAUAGGAAAUAUGCAAUGGAAGCACAAGACAAAGAAUUGGCAAAAAUGUUGCAAGAGCGUGAAAAAGCUAAAGCGAAGCGCGCUAAAGAACGAGCAAGACAGAAGAAAGAAAUGUUGAGACAACAACAUCAAAUGGAGAAUGGCGAAUAUCGUGAAAUGUUUGAUGUUGAAGGCGGUGACUCAUAUUCGAAUCCUGUAGAUAUGCUUCAGACUGAUGUAAAUCGUAAACAUCAGAAGUCACCUGACAGUGGCCAUCAUCAGUAUUCCCAUCAGAAACAAAGCAGUUACAACUCUCAAAGUUCAGGUGGAAGUUAUCAUCAACAUCAUCAUAGUGACGAUUCUUAUUCAAAUCCAGUUGACAUGGUUCCGCCACCAUUACAUCAACGAUCUCCACCACAACGUCCCAGUCAUCUUGACAUUCGAGGACAGUUGAAUCGGCCACAACCACCAAGAGCUCAUUUGCCUGAUGAUCAUCAAAAUGUUGCUGCAAUGAUUGAUCCAACAUAUGCCACACCUUCUCCUCCAAGUACUUUGAAUUCAACUCCGUUAACUAACAAUUCCAUGACACCAGACAUUUUAGAACAUUAUGAUGAUAAUUCACCAUCAACCGCACCAUACAUGCCCAUUCAAGGCACAAGACGUACAUCAAACUCUAAUGAAAAGAAGAAGAAACAAAAGGAACGUUGUAAUCAACAGUAAUCAUCAUCCAUCCUGAUUAUCGGUUGUAAUUUAAUUUAUUUUUUUAUUUCCUUCAACACCCUUGAAAAUAAUUUAUCAAAUAUGACAAUAAGUUUGCAUUUAAAAAUAAUUUGAAUGUUUUAAAUCAGUUGUCAUAAGUCCGAUAUCCGAUAAUCAAAUGAAGUUAAAAUAUUUCGUAGCCAAGAAGACUUUUGAGAAGAUCUUGAAACAAGUUCUAAGUAGAUGAAAUUAAUUCCAGCUACUAACAAGUAGGAAGAGUUUUAAAAAGUGGCCAAAGAAUUUGUUGAACUUAGAACAAAAUAGUUUCAAGCUCUGUUUCAUACACAUAAAUGUUGAUAAUCAAAGUUAAAAGAUUUGAUAGUUUUAAACUCGAUAUAAGAGUUUUUAGAUUUGAUAUUUUUAUCCGAUGAUAUUUUUAAAUGAUUCAUUAACAGAUUUUAAUAAAGAUUUUAAAGAUUGCCCUUAA